GUGGAGUAGAAGAUCCUUUUCCCUUCUCUCCAGUUGAACCAAACACCACCACCCCCCUCACCCACGCCUCUCCCUACAUAGCUAGCUACGUCUGUCUCUUUCUUCCAAGUUCCUCAAAGAACUAGUCCAACUUCCUUUCCAACAUCCCUAUUUAACCCCCAUUUCCUGGUCUUUGUCCCCAUUACACAUUUUUAAAGAACCCAAUUCCCACAAGGAAGAGAACACAAAAAGUCUUCCUUUGGGUAGUAGCACAAAUUCUCUCAUCUGGGUUCAGCUCCAUUUCCUCAGAACAACCGAUUUGAGUAGUGAAAUCUACCCCAACUCCUCAUCUGAUUUCUUCUCAUUUCUCCACAAAAGCCUCAAACUUGAUUUGGGUAUCAAACUCCUCCCUCAACUCUCAUCUGGGCUCUCCUCAUUUCUUCUGAUUUCUAUCUAAAGCUCUCACCUUUAUCAAUGGGAGACACAUCUCUCGGCCUCGAUGACUCCCAGGCCGUACAACUCACCGGAAAGAUCAUGAUGAUCGCCGUACUAGUCCUCUUCUUAGUCGUCGUCUUCGUCCUCUGCCUCCACCUCUACGCCAAAUGGUACUGGUGGAACGUAGUGGAAGAUCCCAACUCCUCCACCCGCCAAACCGGCCGCCGACGACGCCGUUUCGUCUUCGCUCCGGGCCAGGAAUCCGAACUACCAACCCUCCGGCGAGGGCUCGAGCCUUCGGUCCUUAAGUCUCUGCCUGUAGUGGUCUUCAGUCCUCAAGAUUUCAAAGACGGGUUGGAAUGCGCUGUUUGUCUCUCUGAUCUUGCCCAAGGCGAAAAGGCCAGAUUGUUGCCCAAAUGUAACCAUGGAUUUCAUGUUGAGUGCAUUGACAUGUGGUUUCAGUCACAUUCAACAUGCCCGCUUUGCCGGAGCGCCGUCGUGCCGGAGACCGUAGCGCGCUCUGAUUCCUCUGUUUCUGAGCUUAGUGUUGAAAUUCCAUCGCCAGCUGAGACUUUGGCUUCUGGGUUCUCUUCAGAGUCACCCAAUUUCCCUACAAAUGUGUUGUUCUGGGGGAACCAGACCCGGGUUAGCUCCGGGCCGGGUUCGGGUUUGGAGGAAGGGACUUCAGCUCAAGUACCUUGUCCCUCUUCUUCUUCUGAUACUAGAAGACCGGAGGGAAUGUUGGUGAUUGAUAUACCGAGUGAGAAUCCAAUGGCAUCUUUAGCAUCGCCUUCGCCUUCCGGCAAUAACAGGUUUGCUGCCGCCGAGGAGGACUUGAAGUCUCCGGUGCCAACGAGGUUGAGGUCACUCAAGAGGUUAUUGAGCCGAGAUAGGAGGAUAAGUCCGUGUAGUCCAAGCUCAGCUGUUGAUGCUGAAGCAGGGAGAGCACAAAGUUAGGAAUGAAGCAAUUGAUUGCUGUAUUUGCACAUAGUUGAUAUUAGAGGAAUAUUUUGGACCAUGAACAUUUUGUUCUUUGAGAGGGUCUGAGGUAAUUAGUAUGUCCAAUUCUACAUCCCUGAGAAUUGAUUAGGUUCUUUUGGAGAUGAUGUCAAUUUGCUCAAUGUUCUUUUAUUCUUGGGGGAGAUGAUCAAAGCUAUCAAAGCUUGGAGCUUGAAGUCUCUGGAGUCUAUGUUGUACAAGAAAUUUAUCAAUUUAAUGUAUAUCUCUUAAUUUAAAAACAGACUUGGAACAAUUGUUGAA
Messenger RNA from Rosa rugosa (rugosa rose), 1674 nucleotides. RefSeq names its product RING-H2 finger protein ATL3. NCBI's taxonomy places the organism in Eukaryota, Viridiplantae, Streptophyta, Magnoliopsida, Rosales, Rosaceae. The record is from RefSeq and is a predicted model, not a curated record. The transcript has a single exon. Bases 454 to 1371 code for a protein of 305 amino acids.